UCAUUCAAUAUUAAAUUGAUAUUCUAUUCUAAAUACCAUUUCAAUAUUGAAAUCGUUGAAACAUCUGAAGUUUGAUAUUAGUUGAAAAUCUGAACUUGAGUUAGAAAAUUGUGCGUUAUAUAUAAAUAGGAAGAACAGAUAUUAUUUGCAAGAUCAGUUAGAGAAGGCUGUGAAACUGACAAAAGCGCGCCGCCAUAUUGCGUGCUUGUGUUUAGUUACUGUUCUGGCGCGUGGUCAAGAAUUAUUAUACUCUUAAUUAAUUACCAUGUCCGAGAAUCAGGAACAGAAACCUGAAGCCGGCCCAGGAGACGCGAAUUCUGAAUACAUCAAGCUAAAAGUCGUUGGAAAUGACAGCAACGAAAUUCACUUUAGGGUAAAGAUGACCACCCAAAUGGGCAAGCUUAAGAAAUCGUACAGUGAUCGUGUGGGUGUACCUAUGACAUCUCUAAGGUUUCUUUUUGAUGGUAAAAGAAUUAAUGAUGAUGAAACACCAAAGCAGUUGGAAAUGGAAAAUGAUGAUGUAAUUGAAGUAUAUCAAGAACAAACAGGUGGUCUCUACUGAAAAAAUUACAAAUUAAUAUCAUGCAAUUUGGUUUUCAUAUUUUCUAAAGUGAAAGUGACUAUCAUAAGAAAAGGACAAGUUUAUUAAUAUGCAUAUAUAUGUUAAAGAAAAACAGUAUGUAGUUCCAUUUUCAUAUAAUAUUCUAAAUGUGCUGUUCUACAUUCCUGUAACAAGGCAAGUCUAAGGACCAGCAACACAAUCAAUUUUUUGUAAUGUAUACAUUCAUUGGUUAAAAAAUCAGUUAAGGCGAAUAAUUGAGACUAUCGGUUCUAUGAGAA
Vespula pensylvanica (western yellowjacket) is the source of this 840-nucleotide messenger RNA. Its product is annotated as small ubiquitin-related modifier-like. Gene Ontology annotation, molecular function: ubiquitin-like protein ligase binding; protein tag activity. Bases 266 to 562 code for a protein of 98 amino acids. Gene Ontology annotation, cellular component: PML body; nucleus. The transcript is spliced from 6 exons. Lineage: Eukaryota; Metazoa; Arthropoda; Insecta; Hymenoptera; Vespidae. The record is from RefSeq and is a predicted model, not a curated record. Gene Ontology annotation, biological process: protein sumoylation.